Messenger RNA from Staurois parvus, 304 nucleotides. NCBI's taxonomy places the organism in Eukaryota, Metazoa, Chordata, Amphibia, Anura, Ranidae. The record is from the annotation of a GenBank genome assembly.
AUGUAUGUGAAAUGGUUUGAUACAGUAAUGUUUUACUAUGUUAUUUUAGUGAAUUUAGUGAAUGUCACUUUUUGUCAUUUUAAAAUUUCCCGCCGAUACGUCCCCAUAUGUCCUGACGCUCGCAGGGGACGGAACCCAGAAGGCAGAUGCCGGCAUCCGCCGGAGGACACUGCAGGAGGGACAUCGCGGGAGCGCAGGACAAGGUAAGAGAAGAACAGAUCCCAGAGCAGCGCCGCAUGGUAAGCCCGAGUGUAGCUCGGGGUUACCGCUUUUGCUACACCCGGGAAUACCGCCAGGGAGGCUA